Theileria annulata is the source of this 1728-nucleotide messenger RNA. RefSeq names its product actin-related protein, putative. Gene Ontology annotation, molecular function: nucleosome binding. Gene Ontology annotation, cellular component: Swr1 complex. Bases 1 to 1728 code for a protein of 575 amino acids. The record is from RefSeq and is a predicted model, not a curated record. Lineage: Eukaryota; Apicomplexa; Aconoidasida; Piroplasmida; Theileriidae. The transcript is spliced from 7 exons.
AUGGACUCCUCAGCCUAUGCAACACUUCCAAGAGUAGUCUUGGAAAAUGGCUCAGGAUACGUAAAAAUCGGAAUGGCAGGCAAUAAAAAGCCGCCACAUGUUAUCCCAAACUGUGUAGGACAGCCGAAGAAGAAGGCCAGCUCACAUUACACAGAAUCUCACUCUUCAGCUAUUGCAGACCAAAAGGAUCGAUCAGAAAGCCAUUCAACAUCGGAAUCCUCAAGUUUCAUCUCAGAUUCAUGUUACACACUGAUUGAGUAUUUCUGUAACAGACCUCAAAUUAACAGCCUGGUUUGCGACCCUGAUAGACAAAGAAUGGUAUGGGAUAAGUAUAUAGGAAGAUCACAUCUUACAAAGAAGGAUGGGAUUAUUUUCCCAGGAAAUUACCUCUCAGUGAUCCCUGAGUCAUCAUCAAUCUGCCUAACUGAGGCUAAUUUGUGUCCAGCACAAUCAAGGCAACUUUCAGCUGAAAUCAUAUUUGAAGAUUUUGGUUUCCCACUAGCAUGUUUUUUGUCAUCGCAGACAGCUAGCUCAUACUUUUAUCAAAACUAUACCCCUUCAAGAGCUAAAAGUGAUCCUGUUUUGUAUUCAUAUCCAGAUUCUACAAUAUCAACUUCUCGUUAUAGUCCCAUUAACUCACAUAGUGGCAGGAAAGAAUUAGAUCAAAGAAACAGUUCUAAAGAAAUGAAUUUAACGGGCUGCUUGGUGGUUGACUGUGGAUUUGGCUCAACUCAUUCAGUGCCAUUUGUUAACGGGAUACCAAUCCAGAAUGCCUCACUUAGAACUAAUUCAGGCGGUUCACAAUCUAUGAGAUCAGUCAAUUUAGAAUUCAACGAGCUUGUAGUCCAACACAUGAAAGAGGAAUCAUGCUAUGUAUCAUUGGAUUUUGACCUUGAGUUAAAGGCUGCCAAGAGACUAAUAAAACUGUACGGAACACAUUUGCUUGCACACCAGUACAUUCUACCAAUUUAUACAUCGAAAUCGAAAACUCUUAUGUCUAAGCAUUUUACAAAUUAUCGCAAAACGACCCCUCCAUUAUUAAACGAAAAUAACGAAGACUUGAUCAAGGCGCUUGUUUCCGGGGAAAUCAGUGACAUCAAACAGCUGGAACCUACAAAUGCACUUUCAGAAACUAAUAGAGUCUCUAACACUCACAGUUCUAUCACUCAUGAUGCCACUAACGAUGAUGACACUGAUGAAGUAAAGGAUAGUUUAGGAGAAAUGAACGACAUCAAUGCGGAGGAGUAUGAAAGAGAUGUGGAUGAAACUCAAUUUGUAGAAUUAUUUGCAGAGCGAUUCAGUGUUCCUGAAAUUAUAUUUAACCCUCAAGAUAUCAAGCUUAAUGACUGUGGGAUUGUGGAGCUGGCAUACAGAAGUAUAUCUUUGUGUCCACCGAUAGUACAGCCGCUUCUCGCCAGUAAUAUCUUCAUUUGCGGAGGAACCACAAAGUUCCCUGGAUUCAUAAAAAGAUUCUAUAAAGACCUCAGGCCUAUGAUACCACAGGAGUGGGAUAUAAGAAUAUAUUCGACAGAUGAUCCGAUGUUGGCGUCAUUCUACGGUGCGAGGAUGUGGACGAAUAACGACUCCAUGUUUCUAUCAAAUGCAAUCACGAGGUCAGAAUAUUUCGAAAACGGAGCAAGCGUUAUUAAAAUCAAAGAACAACCGAAGCGGGGAAAUGAUUUUAAUUUGCUAAAAAUGGAACAAAAUGGAUUCAGUUACCCAAGAUAA